Brassica oleracea var. oleracea is the source of this 926-nucleotide messenger RNA. RefSeq names its product PITH domain-containing protein 1. The coding region runs from base 115 to 729 and encodes 204 amino acids. The record is from RefSeq and is a predicted model, not a curated record. NCBI's taxonomy places the organism in Eukaryota, Viridiplantae, Streptophyta, Magnoliopsida, Brassicales, Brassicaceae. The transcript has 9 exons.
GUUCAAUUGUGUGUUGUUUCGUUCCUCUUUUCAUCGAACGCACUCUGGCUCUGGUGUUCUAGUUUCUUCUUGGCCCCAAUUUUCUGAUUUGAUUUUCUUCGCCGAUUUGCUCAAAUGUCGUGUACGCAUGACCACAGCUGCGAGGAUCAUGAGUGUUCCUCCGAUUGGUCACUCUACAAGCACAUCGAUCUCCCCAAGGUGUCUGCUCUGAACGAGUCUGUCUCGGGAAGUGUUAAAUCAGUCUUCAAAGCAUGGGAACAGCGGUUACACUCUUCUGGGGAGCAUUUGGAGAGCAACGAAGGAGACCCUGAAUUGCUUGUCUUUGUACCAUUUACAUCAGACGUCAAGAUCAAGAGCAUAUCAAUUGUUGGUGGUCCUGAUGGUACAAGUCCUUCUAAGUUGAGAGUGUUCAUCAAUCGCGAAGGGAUUGACUUCUCAGACGCUGAGAGCAUGCAAGCAGUUCAGGAAUGGGAGUUAGCUGAAAAUUUGCAAGGAGUAUUAGAAUACCAGACCAGGUAUUCGAAAUUCCAGAGUGUUGGGAACAUCACGUUGCAUUUCCCCGAGAGUUUUGGAGGUGACACAACCCAAAUACGCUAUAUCGGUUUUAAAGGUGAAGCAACCCAGUUGAAAAGGGAUGUUGUUGCAACGAUUGUAUAUGAGAUAAGACCGAAUCCUUCAGAUCACAAGACAAAGGCUGAGACUGGUGGAGGUUUCUCACAAGUUGAGUGAAGAUAUUAUCUGCUUCCAACUUCACUCCUUUUAGUCUUUCACAUACUUAUGUUUCCUCAAUAAGCUUUGGCCUAUAUUAACAAACAUAUAUGUACGAAUAAAAUGACGGAGACAUGUCAAGAGUGGAAUUUUUUUCUUUACUUGAACCGACAUGAGAUAUUUUCGAACUUUUAUUAAGACUGAACUCUAUUUUAUUU